GGGUGGUGCCGGAUGUUACAUAUCAAUUGCAGUACGUCGACAUGUUCUAUGCUCCUAAUACGCUGGAUACAAACUAAUUCUUUCUGGGUGAAGGGAGAAAGACCGACUCGCCGAGGGCACGAUAGUUAGCCAAAUGUUGCCCCACAGGUGGAGGUUUGGUUGGGACAGGUUCAGUGAGGUGGAUCUGUUCAGAGACCUCAAUGAGACUGAUGCAGAGACUCUUUCUCAGGCCAUCAGAGCUGCAGCAUCUGAGGAGCCCGACGCAGACGGCAGUGUGCUGUUUGGCCGUCUGCAGGGCACUGUGGUCGGCCUCAGAUAUUACACAGGGGUGGUGAACCAAGGGGAAAUGGUCGGUUUGGUGCGUGAGCCCCAGAAUCAAUAUGACCGCAAUUCAGUGAUGGUCGCCAACAUUUAUGGCAACCAGGUGGGACACAUCAAGAGGCAGCUGGCAGCAGCUAUGGCCUAUGUCAUGGACAACAACUUGGCUAAAGUAGAGGGGGUGGUGCAUUCAGGGACGAAAAACAAGUUCAAUAUGCCAGUGAUGCUGUCGUUCUUGGGGAAAGAAGAGAACAAAAACACAGUUAUUCAAUAUAUGUCAAAUCAUGGAUACAAGUUGAACACAGGUGGAAUCGCAUCAAGAGGUUCAUAUCAAACAUAUAAUAGUUUGGGGGCUUAUGCAUUGCCAUCUAAAAAAGGUGUGACUAUCCCACUAACUGCAGAGGAGCUGAAGAAUGCAUUUGAUCAUCUGUUUGAAGGCUUGAUGGAGAGUAAAGAUGGAGAGAAAGAAGCAGCCAAGUCUGUGGGAACUCCCCUCCUGCUUCACCAGAAGCAGGCGCUGUCCUGGAUGUGUGCUCGAGAAAACAAAUCUGCACUACCACCCUUCUGGGAGAAGAGAGGUGAACUGUACUACAACAGUGUCACAUGUUUCUCUGCCAAAGAAAUACCAGAGAGGGUUUGUGGGGGAAUACUAGCAGAUGACAUGGGAAUGGGGAAAUCUCUGACAACCAUUGCUCUGAUUCUCACCAACUUCCAUAAGGGAAAGCCCCUACCUGUGGAGAAAUGCCUAAGUGAGGAGCAGUCUUCAUCUAUCAAAGCCAAACCUGAACCAAAGGUGGCCUCCAAACUCAAAGGAAGCAGCAGUGCAUGUGAUGGAGCAGGAGCGAGUGAUGUAGCAGCUGAGUCUAUAUACUCAGACUUCCCCCAGGUGGAGAUGAUCUGUGAUGAUACGCCAGACAUAGUGGAGAUUGUGGACAAUUCAGAGAAAAGUGCGUGCAAAGGAAAGGUGAAAACUACCAAGCGAAAGCUCGGUAAAGAGGCCCCAGUAUUAGUGGAGGAUCUGGACUUUGCUGCAGCACUGAGUGGCUCAGCAUCAGAUACCGGCUUAAAGAAGAAGAAGAAAACUACCAAGAAGGCCACUCCCACACAGAGUGUGGACUCUUCCAUACCUGAAAGUGCAUAUGACUUAUCAGCUAGAACAACUCUCAUCAUCUGCCCACUGUCUGUGCUCAGCAACUGGCUGGACCAGUUUGAGCAGCAUGUGCAUGCUGAUGUGAAGCUCAACGUGUACUUGUAUUACGGCUCAGAGCGCAACCGGAGCAAGAAGUUUCUGUCCUCUCAGGAUGUGGUGAUCACCACCUAUAAUGUCCUCUCCUCUGACUUUGGGAAUAAGAGUUCUCUCCAUGGCAUUAAUUGGCUCAGGGUUGUGCUGGAUGAAGGUCACAUCAUAAGAAACCCAAAUGCACAAAUGAGUAAGGCUGUGCUUGAAUUGAAGGCUCAGCGACGCUGGAUUCUUUCAGGUACUCCUAUCCAGAACAGCGUGAAGGACCUGUGGAUGCUGCUGGCCUUUCUCCGUCUGAAGCCCUUUGAUGUGAGGGAGUGGUGGAACAGAGUGAUCCAAAGACCAGUUAUACAAGGAGACAGGGCUGGCCUGCAGAACCUUCAGAUCUUGGUGAAAUGCAUCACCCUGCGGCGGACAAAGAGCAGCAUGCUGAAUGGGCAGCUCCUAGUGUCUCUACCUGAGAAGACGGUAUGUGUGGAGCAGGUGAAACUGAGCCAGCCAGAGAGAGAGGUCUAUGAGCUGGCACGUAAUGAGGGAAGAAGCACAAUAGGCAGAUAUGUAGCUGAAGGGACAGUCUUGAGAAACUAUGCUGAUGUAUUGGCCAUCCUGAUGAGGCUCCGACAGCUCUGCUGCCACCCUGAUCUGCUGGCAAAGACAUCCUCAGAUCUCGGUGCUGCAGUGACACCUGCAGAGCUGCGGGAGCGUUUGAUAAAGAAGCUGAAGAUGGUGUUGGCCAGUGGCUCUGAUGAGGAAUGCUCUGUGUGCCUGGACUCGGUCCGUCUGCCGGUCAUUACACACUGCGCCCAUGUUUACUGCCGACCCUGCAUCGCUCAAGUCAUCGGCACUGAGCAGGACAGGGCACGCUGUCCUCUUUGUCGAAGUGAGAUCAAGACUAGUGAGCUGGUGGAGUUUCCACAGGAGGAAAUUGAGGAAGAGAACAACAUGAACUCUGAGAAGUGGAGGACAAGCUCGAAGGUGCAGGCGCUGAUGGGAAACCUCCUCAGGCUGCGAUGUGAAGACAGCAGCAUUAAGUGUUUGGUUGUCUCUCAGUUUACACGUUUCCUCACCAUACUGGAGACUCCACUCAGAGAGCAUGGUUUCAGUUUUGUGCGUUUGGAUGGCACCAUGAGCCAAAAGAGGAGAACCCAGGUGAUCAGGGAGUUUCAGAGCUCUGCGGCCAACAGCCCUGUCAUCAUGCUUCUGUCCCUCAAAGCCGGAGGGGUUGGGCUUAACUUGACUGCUGCCUCCCAUGUGUUUCUCUUGGACCCUGCAUGGAACCCUGCUACUGAGCAGCAGUGUAUUGACCGCUGCCAUCGCCUGGGCCAGAAGAGGAAAGUCGUCAUCACCAAGUUCAUUGUGAAGGAUUCAGUGGAGGAGAACAUGGUGAAGAUCCAGAGGAAGAAACAGGACCUGCUGGAGAAGGCAUUUGGCUCCACAAACACCGACAGGAAAACCUCCCGUGUUGACGACGUCAAAGCGCUGCUGGAGCUGUAGCGACACACAUUGUCAAUGUCCUCUUUGUAUUUCAAGUUUGAGUUGAUCAUUAAUCUUCUAAAUGUAAUUAUACUAAUUCACAACAAGAUAUGUAUCUUGGCAAGCUUUGUUUAUGAUUAGACCAUAAAAAUGCCAAAGCUGGACAACUGUGUCAAGGUGCAUGAUAAAGAUUUGUUAAAAUAACACUGGGGUAAAGAAACGACGCCCACCUGUUGUAGUAGUUUAGGUUCUUGGUAGAACAGACACCCCAUCUUGAGCUCUUAGAACUAGACAGUUUUCACAACCUAAUACAUUUUGUUGCAGCUACACCAGGUCACUAGUAUAAUCUAAAAACAAGAAAUGACAGGAAGGGUGAGGACAAGGUGGUUCAUAACUAGUUCUUUAUUAGCACUGUGACAGGGCUGGACAGUUAACAUGUGGGGAGAAGGACAGAUCUGGAUUAACCAAUGCCACAUCUUUACGUUCCACUUGCCUCUUAACCUUGACAGCUUCUUAUAGCAAAGUGGAAUAAAGAGUGUUUAUUGUUUUUAUAAGUUGCAGGUAAUUUACACAGAGCUGAAUUGAAAUUUGUAACAGGGAAGCCUCAAAUGUUCAACUUGUAAGGCCAUUAGCAGCAGCAGUUACAGUAACUGAAGUUAUGUAAACCAAGUAAUAAGGCAGCUCGCAACACUACAGACGGGAAGUGAUGAAACCUAAGUGAUGGCACAAAGACACCGCUAUAACAUGCAGGGCACACAUACAGAUGCCAGAUGUCUGGGGAGCACACUAGUGGGGGGGGUGGGACCCCACACAUGCAUACAAAAUAUCACUUCAGGAUGUGGGUGGACUUGUAGUUAUACUUACUGACCCAAGUUUUAGCUCUGUGCCAUGCAAAUACAACACAACAAGCCUAGCCCUAAUACAGUACCAGACAUUACAAAGCUAAAGUCACAGGGAGUUGGUGUCAGAAGCAUAGACAUGGAUGACUACCUAGAUGCUCUGAUGAGGGGAAUGCUUGUCAGACUGUCCUAACUGGCCCAAACAGAGCAAGGACUGCAAGAAGGAAGCGAGCCAGUUGCUCUAUAAAAUGGUUCCGGACAGUAGAGAGACUUAUUGCAGGGGUCAAGUUGUGGUAAAAUCCAGAAACAACUCUUAAACAUUAAUUUGCCUUCAGCCAUAUGCCUCACUUCACAGGUUAGGAAGACUCAGGACUGUGGGUGCUUUUCUAUCAGAUGCACAAGAACAUAAAGGAAUAGUUACAACAUUUUGGGAAGAAGCUACACAUUCACUGUAUGACGCUACUGCCAACAAACCAACUUUAGAUGAAAGCCAAGCUGAAGCUCACCAAUUUGUUUAAUCUGUACAAAAAAAAAAAAAAA
Messenger RNA from Monopterus albus (swamp eel), 4410 nucleotides. RefSeq names its product helicase-like transcription factor (gene hltf). Gene Ontology annotation, biological process: DNA repair. Gene Ontology annotation, molecular function: ATP-dependent activity, acting on DNA; nucleic acid binding; ATP binding. The coding region runs from base 134 to 3052 and encodes 972 amino acids. Gene Ontology annotation, cellular component: nucleus. The transcript has 25 exons. Lineage: Eukaryota; Metazoa; Chordata; Actinopteri; Synbranchiformes; Synbranchidae. The record is from RefSeq and is a predicted model, not a curated record.